AUGGUGGGGCUGUCCUGGCUGACACGCCUCUACAAAAUUGCAUGGAAAUCAGGGGCAGUGCAUUUGGAGUGCCAGACUGGGGUGGUGGUCCCUUUCUUUAAGAAGGGGGACCAGAGGGUGUGUUCCAACUACAGGGGGAUCACACUCCUCAUCCUACCCGGGAAAACUUAUGCCAGAGUUCUGGAAAAGAGGAUCCGAUCGAUAGUUGAACCUCGGAUCGAGGAGGAACAAUGCAGGUUUCGUCCCGGUCGUGGAACGACGGAUCAGCUCUUCACCCUCGCUCGGGUUCUUGAGGGGAGAUGGGAGUUUGCCCAACCAGUCCACAUGUGUUUUGUGGACUUGGAGAAGGCCUACGUCCUGGUCCCUAGGGCAAUCCUGUGGGGGGUGCUCCGGGAGUACGGGGUGGAGGGUUCCUUACUAAGGGCCGUCUAG
This is a messenger RNA of Xyrichtys novacula (pearly razorfish), 432 nucleotides long. Lineage: Eukaryota; Metazoa; Chordata; Actinopteri; Labriformes; Labridae. The record is from the annotation of a GenBank genome assembly.